Molecule: messenger RNA, 564 nt
Organism: Elaeis guineensis (African oil palm)
Lineage: Eukaryota; Viridiplantae; Streptophyta; Magnoliopsida; Arecales; Arecaceae
Source: RefSeq, a predicted model, not a curated record
AUGACCGAGAAAGCUAGACAGAAAACCAGAUCUGACGAGAUCGAACAGGUAGAUGACAAAAAUAUUUGGGCCUUCUUUUGCGUCUGGGUUCCCGACAAAGUGGCAACGAAGGGAGAGAAAUCCCGUAGAGAUGUAGAAGCGGGGCCGCACCGCCCUGCUACGGAUGAUGGUGAUGAUAGCCUCUGCUUCUCGGAUGCAGAGGACCAGCCUUGGCAUUCGCCGUGUAAUUCAAACCGUGUUGGUUCAGCCUACGACGACCACCGCUUCUCGGGUUCUUGCGAUCACGAGAGAGAUGGUGUUCCAGAGUCGUGCAGGAAAUCCUGCACCUCAGACCGUUCAGUGGAGACUAAUUUGGAGAGUGGAAUUCCAGAGAUUAAGGCGAACAAGGAUGGAGUCGAGGACUGCAGGAUUUGUCAUCUCAGCUUGGAGGGCGCUGCUCCUGAGUCAGGCAUCCCGAUUGUACGGGGUUGUUCUUGCAAGGGUGAUUUGGGUGCUGCCCACAAGCAAUGUGCCGAGACAUGGUUUCAAAUCAAAGGCAACAAGUGAAAUUAACGUUCCACUGUA